CUCUGUUUCUAUGUUUAUAAAGUAAAUAUGUUUACACAGCUUUUUAAAAAGCUUGACAUGCGUUUAACCAAUCACCAUCACUGAUAGUUCCUAUAGAGCUGGUUUAGACCCUAUUUUGAAGUAGGAGCUAAUUUAGUUCCUCCAAAAAGAGUUCCUCCAACUCAAAUCAUUCCUAGUUCCUGUGGUGCGAACAUGGCAAAAUCUGGGUACUUCAGCCCAUAGUUCAAGGAACUGUGAAAAGCCCCUUAUGUGGUUCAGAUACAUCUCGGAUGUCAUCAAAAUAUCUUAAUUUGUGUUUCUGAAGAUAAAUGAAGGUCUUACAGGUGUGGAACGACAUGAGGGUGAGUAAUUAAUGACAGAAAUUUCAUUUUGGUUUGAACUAACGUUAUUUCCCCAAAUGCUGAAGAUGCAGUAUAGCAGGGGAAGGCCAAAGACACAGUAUCUAAACAAGUGUUUCAGCAGAUUCUAAAAUUAGCCCCCCUCCCUGCUACGAAGAAAUCAGUGUAAACUGAAGACGCCACCAAAUAUAGGAUCCUGAUCCUGUUACUUACACAUACAUACAUGCACGUAAUGUAAGCAUGCAUCAAAACAAAUAAUCCAAGUACAGAACAAAUGCAAAACAAAUGUGCACGUGAAAACAUCCUGAGAUUUUUCACUAUAAACUUUGGUGAUGACUUCAGUGGGCCAGUGUCACCUUUUGUCCACCUUUUGUUCUCUUGAACAUGGAAAUGCUGCUUUAUUUGCAGAUGUUUUGUGCAAUAUUCCAAUUUUGCACAUGAGUUAAAUUCGCAUUUUUCGGUGGAAACAUAGCUAUUGUAGUUUGUGCAUAAAAUGUGCUCUGGUAGUUUGUGUGUUGCCUGAUGUCUGUUAAUGUAAUGUGUUCAGGCCACACAAUGGUGAGUGCCGAGUAAGCAUUAGCCUCACCAGCUGCUCUUCGCUUCAUUGGUGUGGGUGGAAUAUGCCAGUGCUUUGGCACAAUACACACCCGCCCCUGCAGUUUGGGAACUAGAGGCCAACAACAGCUCAUUUUUUUCUUUUUCUUUUCUUUUUUUUUUCCUCGCAUCCCUUCCACAGCAUGGGCUCAGGGAGCAGGAUUAAGUUUGCUGUUUGUGAGGUGCUUCAGUUUGCCAGCUUCUGUGUUCCACUUUUCAUCAUAAUGCAACGUUUUGCCCUAAUUGUAGCUCGAGUGAAAAGCCAGCCGCCUGGUGGGAAUUCUACUACAGCGUAUUGGCUGAUUGUGGCUUCAUCUGUGGCCUAUGUGACAUCAGUGGCAAUGUUGAUUUGGUUGCCUAUGAAGUAUAUGGUGUUCAUGAAGAAGAAGGCACUGGUUGCACGGAAGAAGUGGAGACCUGUUGCAUUGGCCUAUGUGGUUCUCUCAACACUGCCCUGUUUUGCCUUCCUUAUAGCCAGCUCUGAGGUACAGAUUAGACAUGAUCUGAGGUUGGACACGUUUGCUGAACUGCCGGUGUCAUUGGUUCUUCUCUCCCUGAUCUGCAUCGAUAUAGUGGAAAGAAUCCGAUUUUGCAGACUUACUGGUCAAGCUAACGAACUGACUCGGGAUGCAGACAUUCCUACCUUGGUGACACACGUUGGAAGAGUUACUCCUAUUGUCACUCCUAUGACGGGUCCAUUUCCUGCACAGACAGCUGGCACUGCUGGCACAGAACACGGAGCAGGUGCAGCAAACGGGAUUAUGCGAGGAUUACCUGGCGGUACUACAGUUCAAGGCAUUCCGGGCAAUGGGACGGUCCUGGGUCUCUCAGGCAGAACAACAGUUCAAGGAUUGCCAAACAAUGGAACAGUUCAAGGCCAUCUUGGCAACACUACAGUUCCAGGGUUGCCUGGAGGGAAUGGUGUCAUUACUAGAGUACCAGGCAACCACGGACAGCAACUUGGCAUGACCGUAACUGGUCCAAAUACUGGCGUACCCUUCCAAAACAUUCCCCCUCCAUAUGCUGGACCACUUGGCUUCCUACUGGCUAGCGACAGUCGUGCUGAAGUCUUUGCUGACAGUUUCCUGUUCUGGUUGGACACGGUAGAGAUGGUUCGGGUAGCAGGCCACUCUGCUGUAUAUUUUUCAGGCUGGGCAUUUCCAGUUUACCUUUUCUGCUUCCUCUCUACAAUGCGAUUGGUCCUGAUGCCUCACAGUUCCCUCCUCUCGCCUCUGGGCGUGGUCUUUCAGGACCUCCCCUUCUUGGUCAUGAGAUUGGCACUAAUUGGCCUUUUUGGAUUUGUAACACCAGUACUGUAUGUGAUAAAGAAUAUGCUGGUCUGUCUGGCCUACAUUUACUUCAACUUCAUGACAAAACUCAGGAUCUUCAACACUGAGAGGAUGUUUUAAUGGAGCUGCUUUGGGAGCAUAACAAGGGCGAGGCAUUAUUUUAGCAUAAUUAUUUUUGCAGUUCAUUAUAGUGGUGCAGAAAUAAAAACUAUAUAUUAAUGUUAAAAUGUACAUUCCAUGUACAUAUCUUACGAAAUAUUAGAAUGACAUAAAACAAACUAAAGGAACAUCAAAAUACUAACAUAGCAAUAACAGUGGCUCCUUUAUUACAUUACGGUAUAUCGUAUAAACCAGCAAUCCACAGACAGCACAGACAUAUUUCAAAAUACAAUUUUGUCUUUGUGACAGGAAAAAAAAAAAAUGGACAAUGGAAGCAUUUCUUGGAAAUCUAUAUUUUUGGUGGCAAUGAAAUACAUUUCUGGUUUCUUUGACUUCAGCUACUUUCAUGCCCCAGGGUUUUUUUUUUAUAAAAACAGAUUAAUUUUUAUAAAACAUUUUUCUUUUUGUUAUA
Megalobrama amblycephala (Wuchang bream) is the source of this 2792-nucleotide messenger RNA. RefSeq names its product transmembrane protein 236. Bases 1076 to 2341 code for a protein of 421 amino acids. Lineage: Eukaryota; Metazoa; Chordata; Actinopteri; Cypriniformes; Xenocyprididae. The record is from RefSeq and is a predicted model, not a curated record. The transcript is spliced from 4 exons.